This is a messenger RNA of Phalacrocorax carbo (great cormorant), 7821 nucleotides long. The record is from RefSeq and is a predicted model, not a curated record. Lineage: Eukaryota; Metazoa; Chordata; Aves; Suliformes; Phalacrocoracidae.
AGGUCAGUCAGAUGUGGUCUGUCGCAUCAGGACCAGAGUGUGCGUAUCGGUGUGAGCCCGACAGUGCUGCGGCAGGGAUGGGGCAGGGUGAGCGCUGGGCUUGGUCCACUGGUGGAUGAAUCUCGGUUGCACCCCAAAGCAGAAUCUCCUGUGCUGCAGCGACCAAGACCCGCAAAUGCAGAAUUCAGGCCUCAGAGAGCUUUGUUUUAAAUCAGUGUGAAAUAUUUUAUCUCAAGCCGUUUCAGUCCUAGAUUAUUUAGGUUUUGUAAAAUAUUUUUAUUGCCUGUUUGAAACAGAACAGUUUGGAAGUGUCUCACAGGGGAACUUUUUUAGAUCUUUUUUUUCCCCUCAUAAUUUCUUCCCUCCCUUAAUUUUUCUUUUUCCACUGGCGUGUUUUCAGUCAGAUUUGGUGGAAGGAGCACGCCAGCCUUGCCACCGUGCUGCCCUGCUCACGUAUGUGAGGCCAAACAGAGAAGCACUGCCUGCUCCAGCCCUGUGGUAAGGCAAGACUUCUAUAAGGAUGAGCACUAAUGAGUACUCGGCUUUGGAGCAUGGGGGAGUGUCUUGAUGGAGACAGUUGAUGGAGGUAGGCAAUGAACGUGCUGCAGAUGCACCAUGACUCUGGUUGCUGUUAGGAAUGCAAGCAUUCCUACCUUGAGUGUUCCUGAGUGGGAUGUGGAUGGGUACUUUGAUUUUACUAACCACAUGCCUUAGCCUUCAACUUCAGUCCAAGGCUGUUCAGAUCUUUAGAGAGCUUCAGGUUUGCUUUCUUAGAGGACUGCUGGUCCUCUUGAUGCCAGAGGAAGGUUGUAUGUUUCCUUUCACGCUGCUGCCCUCGUGACCCUCCUAACUGGUGCUGUAGGGCUCUGGUGUGACACAACUGGUGCAGCUGUGAACGAGCCAGGUAUUUGCUUGCAUACUGAGGAGUAAGUAGCUGCAGCCAACUGGAUUAUGACAUAUAUUUGUCUUAGCUCCUCUGCCCAGUAGAUUCUGCUCACUGGGCUUGCUGGCCCUGCAUAGCUGCACAUGGUGGUCUCAUGCUGCUGUCUUGUGGUACUCAUUCAGCCCUGGGUGGCUGUGGCAUGGUGACGUUCAGAGCCGUUCCCAUUGCCAGGUCUCUGGGCCUGUGUCCAUCUGCUGUGGGUUUUAAAUGUUGUUGGUAAUCAUUGGAGUGUGACUCAUCCAGUGUCACCCUUGGUUGUGGGAAUGAUAGCAAGUACACUUUUGCCAGCGUUCAUGGCCAAGGGCUUCUCUUUGCUCAGAUGCUGCUAUUUAUCUUGCUUUGUGAGAGGUUUAUCGUUACUGUGGAGAGGCCAAGAUUAAGCUUGCUCAGGGAUAGAUUGUCCAAGCGAGAGGUGUUUCCUUGCGGAGUGGUGAAUUGACUCCCUGCACUGGUUCAGCUCAGCAGGACCAUGACAGCUGUGAUUCCUUUUCCUGGGAUAAAGCAAGUGAAGGAAAUGGGCAGGAUCUGUGCAACCACAUCCUUGCUUGUGGUAGCACUCGCUGCUUCAGCUACAGCCAUGCCUAUCCUCUCUCUGCCCUGCUCCAGGACAGGGGGUGGCUGCCACAACAGAGUGAUCCAAACUGAAGGCUUUGGAUUUGAUUUCUAACGGCAAUCGCUUUCCCUUCCUCUCCCCACUGGUAGUUUUGUCAUUGCGGCUGACCCCUCCGCUGGCCUGUAAUUCCUCCCCGUUCCAUCCCGCAGCUGUCGCUCCAAGGCGCGGGUGCAAGCAGAGGCAAUGGUGGGGCUGGUCCUGGUGGGCACGUGGACACAAGGGCCAGCUGGGAGCUGAGCACCCCUGGCUAGCCUGGUGCUGAGCUGUCUGUUGGCUUGCUGAAUCUCUGUGUCUGUGUGGGCAAAGGAGAGAAAGGAAGGGAGAGUGGGCUAGUACGAAAGAAGGUUUUACCCAGGUUUGAGUUCCCCAGGGCUGUGUGGCUGCAGCAAGCCAGGCUCGUGUGCAAAGCACAUCUCACCCGCACGCUUCCCUCCUGCAUGAGUUUGCUGCCUCUGCGCCAGGUCCUGGUGGGGGGGUACAGUUGCCACCCAAGCCAGGGCACUGGGAGGCCUGGAACUAUGCUCCUGUGGCCCUUCACUCUGAUCAUUCCCUUCUUCCAUGACGGUGCCCUGAGCUGGCAAACAGCCUGCUGAGUGUGUGGUGGACCAGAGCAAGUAAUAGUGCGUAUCUAAUACCUUAGACCCCCUGCUCUGUGCUUUAAGCCUUUUAUGAUGAGAAGUUCAGUGAAGAUGCAAAAGAGCCGUUAAUUGCUUGUGGUUUGUUGCAUAAAAUUAUGCUUAUUCUAUUUGCAUCACCAUACAGCUCACACAAUGCUAUUGUCUGUGCCUUUUAAAUUUCAAGUUUAAACCAAUUCAAGCUUCCCCCUCUAUCCAAGGACCUCCUGAAACUUUGAAAUCCCAAGACUUCCACCUUCAGUGCAGGUUUUCCUCUAGAGAGCAGGAGGGUGGACUGCAGAUCUCCAGAGGUGGCUUCCAACUGACGCUUCUGUGGUCUUGUGAGCUCAGAGGCUUGCUCUGCAGCAAAGCAAUGUCAGGGGUGCACAACUGUCUUCCUUCAGUGUUCCUGAGUGGGCGUUACCAGCCUUUUCAGAAAGGGUAUAUUUAGGCAGAAACAUGGUGUUGCUGCUGUGGUGGAACUGAAGCUUCUAAGCAUGGGGAGGUCAACAUCAUUACUGCAAUGUCAUGGGUUACUUACAUCUGCUUUUAUUGCUGAAAGGUAGAUUCUUGAACAGAAUUAAAACCAAACCAGGUUGUUACAGCAGCAAUUGGUAUUUUCCCUCUAUUGCUCAUUUAAACAGCUAAUUAUUUAAAGAUUAGCAUAAAAACAAUCAUGGGGUUUUUUUUCUAAUUCAAUAUCUUUGGUCCCUGUGUCUUUCAGUCCAAGUCAGGAAUUUUUUAGUCCCAGGCAUGGUUGAAAGUGGGGUGUUUGUCCUCUCCUCAGAGGUUGGGUUGAAGCAUGGCCUGUCCUGGACUGCAGGGAGCAGUGGCAGGCUUUGUGAUGUGUGGUGGACUUCUUGCCUUAGGUUGCAAAAGGCUCUGAUAGAAGCAGAAGCUGUGGUUUUUGACAUGGCCAGUCCCAGAGCUCACUGCAUUCCUCCAGGAUCAGUGUUCCCUAAGGAAAACUCUUUCUUAUGGUUGCCAGUCAUCACUGUGAUGCUGGAUUGAGAGAAGGCAGGGAACAAAGACUGUGAACGAGCUGGGUGUUUACUAUGCAGUCCGGUUCUUCCCCAAGUUCUGGACUUUCCUGGUUUGUCAGGAGAAAUGAUAUUGUUUUUAAUUAGACUGUGGGAGUUGUGGCUUCUGCAGACUUGGCUUUGUUAUUAGUCCUAUCUGCAGCAAGUACAGAUAGUUCGUAGAAUAGAAUCAUAGAAUGGUUUAGGUUGGAAGGGACCUUUAGAGGCCAUCUAGUCCAACCCCCUGCAGUGAGCAGGGACAUCUUCAACUAGCUCAGGUUGCUCAGAGCCCCGUCCAGCCUGACCUGGGAUGUUUCCAGGGACGGGGCCUCCACAGCCUCCCUGGGCAACCUGUGCCAGUGUUUCACCACCCUCGUAGUAAAAAUUUUUUUCCUUAUAUCCAGUCUAAAUCUACCUUCUUUUAGCUUAAAUCCAUUACCCCUUGUCCUGUCACAACAGGCCUUGCUUAUGAGGUUGCCCCCAUCUUUCCUAUAGUUCCCCUUUAAGUACUGAAAGGCCGCAAUAAGGUCUCCCCGCAGCCUUCUCUUCUCCCUGCUGAACAACCCCAACUCUCCCAGCCUGGCCUCGUAGCAGAGGGGCUCCGGCCCUCAGGUCAUUUUUGUGGCCUCCUCUGGACCCGCUCCAACAGCUCCAUGUCCUUCUUGCACUGAGGAGCCCAGAGCUGGAUGCGGCGCUGCAGGGGGGUCUCACCAGAGCGGAGCAGAGGGGCAGGAUUGCCUCCCUCUACCCGCUGGCCAUGCUGCUGGGGAUGCAGCCCAGGCGACGGUUGGCUUUCUGGGCUGCGAGCGCACAUUGUUGGCUCAUGUUGAUUAAGGCAGAUUCCAGAAAUUCUCAUGUUUUACUGAAGACGAUGAGACUGCUUAUUUGGGAUGUAGAAAUGUUGGUGAUAAGGGACAUCCGGAGGUCUCUAGUUCAGCCCCUAUUUGGAAUAGGACUGUAGCCAGCCCUAGGUCAGGUCAGGCUUUGUCAAAGCCUUGAAAACCUGAAGGGAAGGACAUCCCACACCUCUCUGGAUAUCUUUUCCAGUGCUGCACCACCUUCCUAGUAAAGAGUUUUUAUCCUAAUGUCCAGUUUGAACCCCCUAAGCUGCAACUCAUGGCUGUUGUUACACCAUCCACUGCUUUAGGCUUGCAUCAGAUCUCGCAGAACAAGGUGGCAGUGCUGCUCCUGGCUGGAGGACAAGGAACUCGCCUGGGAGUGAGCUAUCCCAAGGGCAUGUACAACGUGGGGUUGCCCAGUGGCAAGACCUUGUAUCAGAUCCAAGCAGAAAGAAUCCGCAAAGUGGAGCAGCUUGCUGGCCAGAGACACCACUGCAACUGUGCCAUCCCCUGGUACAUCAUGACAAGUGAGUUCACGCUGGGGCCUACAGAGGAGUUCUUUGUAGAACAUGACUACUUCAACCUGCAUAAAUCCAAUGUGGUCAUGUUUGAACAGAGGAUGCUGCCCGCUGUCACCUUUGAUGGGAAGGUCAUCUUGGAGGAGAAGGGGAAGAUUGCUAUGGCUCCAGAUGGCAAUGGUGGCUUAUACCGUGCUUUGGUAGAUAAUAAGAUCUUGAAUGACAUGAAGCAGCGUGGAAUCCAGUAUGUCCAUGUAUACUGUGUGGACAACAUCCUCGUGAAAAUGGCGGAUCCAGUCUUCAUAGGCUUCUGUGUUUCCAAAGGGGCAGAUUGUGGUGCAAAGGUGGUGGAGAAGGCCUACCCCACAGAGCCUGUUGGGGUGGUGUGCUGUGUGGAUGGGGUCUACCAGGUGGUGGAGUACAGUGAGAUCAGCCUGGAGACUGCACAGCAGCAAAGCCCUGAUGGGGGACUGAUGUACAGCAGUGGCAAUAUCUGCAACCAUUUCUUCACAGUUGAGUUCCUGGAGACAGUGGCCCAGAAAUAUGAGCCACAGCUGAGGCAUCACGUAGCCAUAAAGAAGGUACCCUACAUUGAUGAGGAGGGAAAUCUGGUAAAACCGCUAAAACCAAAUGGGAUAAAGCUGGAGAAGUUUGUGUUUGAUGUGUUCCAGUUCUCUAAGAAUUUUGUGGUGUUUGAAGUUUUGAGAGAAGAGGAGUUCUCACCACUAAAAAAUGCUGACACAGCUGACAAAGACACUCCUACCACUGCUCGGCAGGCCCUCCUGGCCCAGCAUUACCGCUGGGCUCUCAAGGCUGGGGCCAGAUUUCUGGACAAAAAUGGUUGCAGGAUACCGGAGAAACUCGGUCUCUCAGGAACUGAAGAUCCUCCGGCUGUGUGUGAGAUUUCUCCAUUAGUGUCUUACUUUGGAGAGGGUCUGGAGGCGUACAUGAAGAACAAAGACUUCUCUUCUCCCUUUGUACUUGAUGAAAACAAAGGGGAAAUGCUAGGAAAUUCUUGAAGAGGAGGGAGGCCUUUCCUCCUCAGAAGAGAUAUCUGUCAGAUCCAUUAUAAGAACUGACAUUACUCCAAUGUCAGUAUGAAGUGCAUUAUAAAAAAAGAUUGCUUUGCAGUAUCAGGUCGAUGCCAAAUCCUUACAGCAGUCAUGUUUACACACAUGUGCAUGCUCAGCAGUUCUGUUUGGUAAAUUUGAAGGCUAUGCCUUUUACCUCAGUCUGUUUUGUAGACUUGAAUGUGAAUGAAGAUUAAUACCUUCUGGCUACCAAACGGAUUUUAUAUUUCUUAUUUGCUGUGCAUACAGAUAUGUAAGAGAGCCAGUCCGGGCCUAAUAAAUCAGCUUUGCAUUCAAGAAGAUUAAAUCUUUUCAGUGCCUUGUUAGGUAUCUUGUUUGUGCUGGUGGGGUUGGGGUUUUUUUGUUUUGUUUUUAAAUUGUGUGCACAGCUGAAGAAUCAGUUUGAUCCAUCUUUUCCCUAAUCCUGUGCUGGUUAGAUGAUCUAAUUCAGCAGUUGCAUACUCUAACCAGAUCAUACAGAGAAGUCUGCUGUAGGUAGGGAUGAUGCUGUGUUUAAGUGUUACUUGAGGUUCGACUCCAAAGCAGAACAGACCAGUUUGCAGAUCGAGGCUCGCUGGUGCCAUCCAAGAAAACAUAAGUAAAUACGCAGCUUAGACUGAUUGCUCUUUACAGCUGUACUGAUCUGUGUUUUUUUUAAUUAAAAAAAAAAAAAAGAAAAAUAUGAUGAGAGUUUUUCACAACAACCCUCUGCUCUUCUUGUCUAUAACAAAUAUUUAUCUUACUUUUCAUUUUUCUGUUUAAUGUAUGCUGUAUCCCUCAAAGGGGACUCUUUUUAAAGUGCCUGAAAGUAAUAAGAGGAACAAAUCCUGAUGGUAGAAUUUAAUCCUUAACCAAACCCAAAAAAGGGCUUAGUUCCAGCAUAACCAGUGUACACAGUAAAACACCAGUCUCUACUUCUACAGUUUCUGGCCAGGUAGUUUUCCAGCACUCUUUCACUUAUGAAAUAAUUCUUUAGAUGCCUUCCUUUUAAAUAUAUUACUAACCAUAAAGUAAAGAUAAGUGCCAGCUAAUUAAGGAUGCUAAUUGCCAAAACAUAUGUAGCAUGUGAACUUGGCCCUGGCUGAGGGAUCCCAGGGUGGCAGUGAUCCACAAAUGAUUGUUCCUGUUCAGCCGUUGGACACUGCCCUGGCAGGCUCCAGCUGGGUGGGCACCUGCGUGCUUCAGAACCUGCACUGAACACACCAAAGUAAUUUCAGCAAUGGUGAGGAUGCUUCAGGUGCACUGCUGGGUGGCCUUUGCUUGAGGAAGACUCUCCACUUUUCCUCUAAAUCAGGUGUUAAGGAAGGUGGUGAGGAAGUUGCCUCAUCUGGAAUGUUAUGUCAUGCAUCUGCUUCUACUGAGGAAUUGCUGAUGCUGUUAUAUUAAGCAUAAAUCUUUUCAAUAACUUAGGUAGCUUUCUGUAAUUCCUGACAUGAACCUGUAUUCAGAAUGUUGGGGAAGUAUAAAAAUGGCUUUGAGAGUACAUACAGUUUGUAAGUAGGCUCAUGUUUUCCAAAGAAAGCAUCUAAAUGUCAAUGGCAGGGUUUUCAGGUGUAAAGUGUGUCUGCAUGCACAUGAGUAAUGCGCCUUUUGCACAUGCAAACUAGCCAAUGGCGGUUCUCCUUAACUCAUUUUGCAUGUGCAGGCAGUAAUUCCCAUUUUUGAUAUAAAUUAAGCGUUUGUCCUUGACACUCAAUUCUGUAACUUUUUUCGUGGUGUUUCUAUGGGUCAUUACAUUCGUGUCGGUCAAGUUUUAUAUCUGCAAAGAAAUUGUGUUGUACCUCUGUGAGUACUGCCUGUUGAUGCAGGUACAUGCUCAUUUUAAAUCACACUGUGCUAUAGAGAAAGGAUAUUUCUUUUGCUCUUUCUGAAGUGCAUUCUCUUUUGAAACUUCAGUUCCCAUGUGCUUUAAUCAUGUGUACACUGAGCUGCUCAGCAGUGGUUUUUAGAGGUUGUUUUCAAGGAGAAACAAUUAGAAUGCUGAAUGCCUUGCUUGUUGUUUUUUUCCUAUGACUCCUCACAUUUUAAACUGGAACGUAGAAAGAAUUUUGAGAGAACUUUUGAAAAACAAAAAUCUGUCCUGUAUGUUGCAAAGUAAUUCCAGUAUGCACUAUGAAAUGAAAAAAGUACCUGAAACAAAGGGAGGUCCUGUAGCACUCCAGAAACUUUUGGACACCUAAGCACCUAAUAAAGAUAUUACUGUGA